AUGAAGUCGUUGAAUGAUGUGGUGGAGUCUGGGAAGCGAGAGGAAGAGCAUGAAAUGAUCCCGUACCGUCUCGAUAGCGGUGUUGGGAUAAUCCCCCGGUCGCCACUGGCCCGCGGUGUCCUUCCAACCCCUAGGUCCACAAAGACCUCAGUCCACGCACAUACCGAUGUCCCCAUUGGCUUUACAGUCCCUACUCGUGACCAAGACGUGGAUGAGCAGAUUGUGGUCGUGUGGAGGAGCUGGCGCGAAAGAAGGGGAUCAGUAUAG
Molecule: messenger RNA, 267 nt
Organism: Paracoccidioides brasiliensis Pb18
Exons: 2
Coding region: 1-267 (88 amino acids)
Source: RefSeq, a predicted model, not a curated record